Messenger RNA from Cantharellus anzutake, 1593 nucleotides. RefSeq names its product prolidase. The transcript is spliced from 10 exons. Bases 1 to 1593 code for a protein of 530 amino acids. The record is from RefSeq and is a predicted model, not a curated record. NCBI's taxonomy places the organism in Eukaryota, Fungi, Basidiomycota, Agaricomycetes, Cantharellales, Hydnaceae. Gene Ontology annotation, molecular function: metalloaminopeptidase activity; manganese ion binding.
AUGGUUCAUGAUCACUUCCCAGCUGACAUCCACGCAUCAAAGACUGUCGCUGAGCUAGGUCGCCUCCUGUCCAGGGAACAACAGUCGAAAGGACAAAUUAUUUAUCUGCAGUCUCAGCCUGUGACUUACAGAAAUGACACAGAUAGAGAACUAAACUUCAGACAGGAGUCCAAUUUCUAUUAUCUUACUGGUUGUGACAUCCCUGCGUCUGCGUUGCUCGUCCUUAUACCGCCUCCCAAAAAAGGGGAGGCGUUUGGAAGGUCCGUACAGUCUACUCUUCUUAUUCCGGAGGAAGAUCCCUUGGAGAUAAUAUGGUCACCUCCCCCUCCUACGAUCGAACAAGCAAAAACAACGCAUCCAGCGAUGUCUUCUGUCCAGUAUACAAGGGCGCUCCCAAAAUUGAUCUCGUUAUUCAUCAAGAACUAUCCUGAUGCGUUGAUUCAGACUCUCCCAGUGGAGAAAGCUUUCCCGCCUCCGCUGGAGUCUUUCCUAUCUAUUGCGACCAAAAACAGGACAUCUGAAUUUCUUCUAUCCGCCCUCCACCGUGCCCGUCUCACCAAGACGCCGCAUGAGAUAUCAUUGAUUCGGAAAGCAAACGCUGUCAGUUCGCGGGCGCAUGAGCUUAUUAUGAGGAUGUUGGGAGAACAUGCACAUGAUGAUAUUGUUGGAAAUCUUCCGGACGGGAAGCUCGUGAUGCCCAACAAAUGGCGAAUUGAGAAAGAGGCGGAAGCGGAGGCUGCUUUCGUUGCUUCAUGUCGCAGAGAAGGAUCACUGCACCAGGCCUACUUGCCCAUCGUGGCAGGGGCUGAGCGGGCUGCGACAUUGCACUACUGCUGCAACGACAAAGACUUCGCAUGGGGACCCGUGACCGGCACAAAUGGGCGCCACCAUGGGCUUCAUCGUGAAAAUGGCACCCAUGCUAUUGGUCCAGGAUCACGUUUAGCUCCUCAGGUAUUACUGCUUGACGCGGGAUGUGAGUGGAAGAAUUACGCCAGCGACAUUACUCGCACUAUCCCAGUCGGUAACGGAGGGAAAUUCACCGAAGCUGCGAAGGAGAUAUAUUCGCUGGUACUAAAAAUGCAAAAUGACGCUAUCGCGAUGUUAAAGCCCGGUGUCCACUGGGACAGAAUACAUUACCAGUGCCACGUCACGCUAGUGAAGUCUUCCUUGAACUGGACAGCCAAAUCAGCGUCGGCAAGUGCAUUGAUGCUCUCCUUCUUUCCUCAUGGCCUAGGCCAUAGUAUUGGUCUUGAUGUUCAUGAUGUGCCGUCUGCUUCGAAGCCAAUAAAUAAUGACACGAUUCCAGCUGAUUCUAACAAACAUCCUAACUUCUACGCCUACUUGAGACUUCGCCUUCCACUUCAGGCAGGAAUGGUGUUGACUGUGGAACCUGGGGUUUACUUCUCCCCUUACCUAUUGGCCCCCCACCGAAAUUCGCCAUAUAUAAACACAGAAGUGCUCAAUACAUAUGAAACGGUUGGUGGUGUGCGUAUUGAAGAUGUAUUGGUCAUUACGGAGACAGGUUUUGAGAACCUCACAGCUGUCGACAAGGAUAUCGACUGGAUAGAGGCAGUAUGUGGGGGCCAUAAAUGA